Solanum lycopersicum (tomato) is the source of this 2333-nucleotide messenger RNA. The record is from RefSeq and is a predicted model, not a curated record. Lineage: Eukaryota; Viridiplantae; Streptophyta; Magnoliopsida; Solanales; Solanaceae.
AUGGAGAAAAAAAUUAAAGAAAAUAAUUCAGAAAUAGUGAAAACUAAUUUUGAGGAUGUUUCAAGUGACAAGAAAUUAGGUGGCCUCAGAACCAUGCCUUUUAUUAUUGCAAAUGAGGCAUUGGAGAAAGUUGCAAGUGUAGGAUUAAUUUCAAAUAUGAUUUUAUAUUUGAAAAAUGAGUAUCAUAUCACUAAUGCUAGUGGUGCAACUAUUCUAUUUUGGUGGAAUGCCAUGUCAAAUUUCACACCAAUAUUUGGAGCUUUUCUUGCUGAUUCUUACUUGGGAAGAUUUUAUGUCAUUGCUUUAGGGACAUUCAUCACCCUAAUUGUGAGUAUAUAUAUGUAUAUAUACAUCCAAAUUGGAAUGGUGGUACUUUGGUUAACAGCUACACUUAAAGAAGCAAGGCCACAUGGUUGCAAAUUAGAAUUAGGAAAUUGUCUUCAACCAACCAUUGCUCAAUAUGCAUUUCUAUUUUCAUCAUUUGUAUUGAUGUCUAUUGGAGCUGGUGGAAUUAGGCCAUGUUCAUUAGCAUUUGGUGCUGAUCAAUUUGACAACCCUAAAAAUCCCAACAAUGGAAGGAUCUUGCAAAGUUUCUUCAAUUGGUAUUAUGCAGCAGUAGGAAUAUCAGUGUUAAUUUCAGUCACAAUCAUUGUGUAUAUUCAAACACAAUUUGGUUGGGUUGUGGGAUUUGGAGUACCAGCAGGACUAAUGUUUUUGGCAACAAUAUUUUUCCUUUUAGGUUCAACAAUUUUUAUUAAAUUAAAAGCAAAUAAAAGUUUGUUUACUAAUUUUGUUCAAGUUAUUGUUGUGUCAUGGAAAAAUAAACAUCUUGCAUUGCCUCCUAUGAGUUCUAAUGAAUGGUAUCAUCAUGAUGAGAAAGGUUCAAGAACUAUUUUUCCAUCCAAUAAACUAAGGUUCCUAAACAAGGCAUGUAUCAUUAGAAAUCCAAAUAAUGAAACAUCUACAACAAAUCCAUGGAAUCUUUGUACAAUUCAACAAGUUGAAGAGUUCAAAGCAUUGCUCAAAGUACUUCCAAUUUGGUCCACAGGCAUUAUGAUAGCAGUAACACUUAGUCAACAUGCAUUUCCAGUAUUACAAGCAAAUACAAUGGAUAGACAUGUAUCAAAAGGUAGUAAUUUUCAAAUCCCAGCAAGUUCCUAUAGUGCAUUUGGGAUUCUCACAUUAACAACAUGGCUAGUUUUCUAUGAUCGAGUCCUCGUGCCCUGGAUCUCCAGGUUCACGAGGAAACCAAGAGGUCUCAGCUUCAAACAACGUAUGGGAAUAGGUUUGUUGCUUUCCUGUGCGGCCCAGGUUGUGGCCGCACUGGUGGAAAGAGAGAGACGUUCGCGAGCCCUAGACCAGGGGCUCGCGAACCAUCCAGUCUCACAAGUGGACAUGUCAGCAAUGUGGCUAGUUCCACAACAUUGUUUGACAGGACUAGCUGAGGCGUUCAACGCGAUUGGACAAAUAGAAUUUUAUUAUUCACAAUUUCCUAAGAGUAUGGCUAGUGUUGGAGUGGCAUUGUUUUCAUUAGGAAUGGGAUUUGGGAAUUUGGUUGGAAGUUUAAUUGUGGAAAUUGUUGAUCAUGUUACAAGUAGAGGAGGGAAAGUUAGUUGGGUGUCAAAUAAUUUGAAUUUAGGUCAUUAUGAUUAUUAUUAUUGGGUACUUUGUUUAUUAAGUGUUGGGAAUUUUUUCUAUUUUAUUGUGUGUGCUUGGGCUUAUGGAUCUGAUGAAGAUAAAAGAAUUUGGGAGGAAGAUCAAGUUGAAAAAAAAGGAGAGAUUGUUAUGUUAUAGUUUUUUUUUUAAUUAAAAUGAAAGUAUAAUUUAUCAGGUAAACAGUAAAUCUGUUCGGCUAUUUAGAUAAUGAACAUGUUUUACCCUUUCUAUGUGUUUUUCCUAUUCUUUUUAUGUCUUUUAGAAACUUAUGUUUAAUUUUGAAUUGGAAAACGAUUAACUUUAUGCUUUUUUUACUUUAAUAUUUAUGAAAAGUUGUUAUUGUCACGUAAAUAUUAUGAUAUAUUUAAAAUUACAAAUUUUAUCUGUCUUAUAGAGUUAUAGUUAUUAAAUAUCAUGAUAUGUUUAAGACUAUAAAAUCUAAAAGUCUUUGUUACAUUAUUAAAUUAUGCGUGAGUCAAACUACAGUCACAUUAAUUGAGCAGAAAGAGUAUUUUAAUAUUUAUUAAAAUUUGGCAAAACACCACUAACAACAACAAACAUAUUCAUCUAAUCUCACAAGUAACGUCUCUAAAGAUAACGUAUACACAAUAUUUCCUAAUACGCAAUUUUCGAUAAAUCAUCUGCUUAAGUAAAAUAAAAUUUGGUAACUAAACAAC